AUGACUGGAGCUCCAUUUGUUCAUUUCAAUGCAAUCUGCACAACCUUGAUGUCGGAAUCGUCCAAAAUCAAAAGCACCCAUUUUGUGGAUACGGUCUUCAUGAAUAUCUUGUACAUGUGCGAGUCGGAGUUCAAGGACGAGUCCUGGAUGAUGGACAUGACAAUUUCGAGCAAAGUCAGGCCGCAUUUCCGUUCAUUCAUUUCAAACUCCUGGUUCGAAACUGGGUCAUUGGACAGCAAUAAGAAAAGAAACUCUAGCGAUUCCACCAAAACCGAGAGCGACGAAGCGGCCUCAAUCAGUCGCAAUCCGACAGCAAACCCGCCAACCGAAUACACCGAGCUGAGGAUCAAGUUUGGGUUCCAUAAAAUGAUUCCAUCCAGCUCAUCAGAAGAGUUUGCAUUGAGAUCCACCACAAUGGCCUUUUGA
Molecule: messenger RNA, 426 nt
Organism: Ogataea philodendri
Lineage: Eukaryota; Fungi; Ascomycota; Pichiomycetes; Pichiales; Pichiaceae
Exons: 3
Coding region: 1-426 (141 amino acids)
Source: RefSeq, a predicted model, not a curated record